AUGGCGGCGCCCGUGUCGCCCUUGGUUACUGCGCGCUGCCUGCUGCGGGCUUCGGCGCGGCGCGCCGCCCGCCUGCUACCGGCGCGGGCCGCCGCCCUGCGGAGAGCGUACAUAGCUCAGGCAGAUGAGAAGACAGUCCCCGGUACUCCUACAGAUGCUAAUGCCAGAGCCUUGUUGGUUUGCAGUGGACCUUUAGAACAUUAUAACUUUCUGAUUAAGCAAGAAGAGCUGAGGAAUGAUGAUCAACAAAGAAGAGUUGUGCAGCACCUGCAGAAGUUGCAUGAGAGCCUUAAAGGCUACAGCAUCAGUUCAAAAAAUCUUCUCUCAAAGCUCUUUGCAAAAAACAAACCCCCAAAAGGUCUUUAUGUCUAUGGAGAUGUUGGCACAGGAAAGACAAUGGUGAUGGACAUCUUCUAUUCUCACUUAGAAGUAGAAAGGAAAAAGAGAGUCCAUUUUCAUGGCUUCAUGCUAGAUGUACACCAGAGAAUACAUCGCCUUAAGCAGAGCUUGCCAAAAAGAAAGCCAGGAUUUAUGGCCAAAUCAUAUGACCCAAUUGCACCAGUAGCAGAGGAAAUAAGCGAAGAGGCUGCUCUCUUAUGUUUUGAUGAAUUUCAGGUCACUGACAUUGCUGAUGCCAUGAUUCUGAAGCAGCUUUUUGAAAAUCUGUUCCAAAAUGGGGUUGUCGUUGUGGCAACAUCUAACAGGCCACCAGAAGAUCUCUAUAAAAAUGGUCUUCAGAGAGCUAAUUUUGUACCAUUCAUCGCUGUGCUGAAGAAAUACUGCAGCACAGUCCAGCUUGAUUCUGGAAUAGACUACAGGAAACGAGUGCUUCCUGCUGCUGGAAAACUUUACUACCUCACAAGUGAAGCUGAUGUGGAGGCUGUCAUGGAUAAGUUGUUUGAUGAGCUGGCUCAGAAACAAAAUGAUUUAACUAGACCAAGGAUUCUAAAAGUGCAAGGCAGAGAGCUGAGGCUGAAUAAAGCGUGUGGAACCAUUGCAGACUUCACGUUUGAAGAGCUGUGUGACAGACCUCUUGGGGCCAGUGACUAUUUGGAGAUAUCAAAGCAUUUUGACACGGUCUUUGUUCGUGACAUACCGCUUCUUACAAUGGCAAAAAGGACACAAGCUCGUCGUUUCAUUACUGUUAUUGAUACCUUUUAUGAGCACAAGGUGCGUAUUAUUUGUUCUGCAGUGACUCCUCUCCAAAGCUUGUUCCUGGUAGAACAUGACAAUGGUGAGCUAGAGGAUAACAGAGUGUUGAUGGAUGAUUUGGACUUGAGCCAGGACUCCGCCAAAGGACUCUCCAUGUUUACAGGAGAAGAGGAAAUCUUUGCCUUUCAGCGUACUGUCUCACGACUUACAGAAAUGCAAACUGAACAGUACUGGAAAGAUGGGGACAGAAGCAAAAAAAAGUUAAAAGUUGAGUAAAAUCACCAAGAAGUAAAACUACAGAAUUGGAAAGCUUUUUAGCACAACUGAAAUAAUAAUUGCACUUUAUCGUCUGGACCAUGUUUUCUUUCAUCAGUUGUUUUCUGUGCUUAAGACAUGAGGACUCAGUUAUUUUUCUGUACCACUAGUGUGUGGACAUGUGAAAUUUUGCCUUAAUUUUCUUUUCUGUAAAAUAUAAUUUUGACAUUCAGGAAAUUUAAUGGGAUUAGAAUUUUUCUGGAGAAUUGGUCUAGAGACAAAGUUAAUGGGCCGUGCAGAGUUCACAGCAGAUUUAUGAUGUCAUGUGAAGAGGGCACUUCGUGGUUCAUGCACUGCUUCUGUCAAGUACAAUGCAGUUUGCACAAAAGAAAAGUCAAAUGCUUUCUUUAUGAAACUCCUGAUAUUGUAUAGGUCCCUGCUAGAAUCCUGAACUCCUCUGUAGUGUAUUCUGGGGGUUUUUUUUUCCUAUUUUCUGUGUGUAGCCAUCUGCUGACUUUCAUGCUCUAAGAGUUUCUUGUAAUCAGACUGUUGCUCAGUCUGGUUCAUUGAAAAUUAACGAUUUGAACCAAGAGAGAACCCUGAGGAGGAGCUUGAAGGUACUUGAAACCGCACAGGGUUAAGAUCUAAGUAAUCGUGGAUGGGAAAAGAAACUAUGAUAAGACAGGGUCUACUGUAACAUGUAAGUGCAAGUUAAUACUCUUCCUAAAUUUUGCGGUUCUUGCAAGCCUGGAUAUGCUGCCUCUACACCAGUGACGUAUCUCUACCCUGAAUUUUCUCAGGCAUCAUCUAUACCAAACCUUCCAUUGCUGCUAGCGCACCUGCCCGGAUCUGGGGAGAGUAGUACACAGUACUACUGAGGCAAUUCAUCAUGUUACAAUAGGAAUGUGUUUUAUGGAAAAGAUGAGAUAUUAACUGAUACCUCAGAACACAUCACCCAUCCUCAUGUUUGUAGUUGGAACUUUCUUUUAGUUCAAAGUGCAAUUGUGUCAUUCUUGGUUUUAAUCUAACUGACACAAAAUACGGUAUUGUGCGUAUUGGCUUAUAGCGUAUUUUUAUAAAAAGACAUUUUAAGAGCAUAUUUAGAAACACUGAAUAGGGAAAAACAUUGUGCAGAUGGACUGAAAAGAUUGCCCUAACUUCUUAGGGAGGAGAUGUCCCCAAAUUUGAGGGGUUUUCUUGGAUUUUGCAAUAUGGCCUUUUUCUUGUACUAUCUGUUAUCAAAAAUAUUCUUCUCUGCCUUUGUUAAGCCUGAUUAAAUUGUUUCAAUCGUAGCCCCCGUCACAAUUACAGAAAGCUUUUAAAAGGGACUUUUGUGGGGCAGGGAGGACUGGAGAGGUCCUGUGCACUGGCAUGUGUUAUGGCAAUACGGAUGUUUUGGAGCCAUGUGCUCAAGUCUGGUUUUCUGUUCUGAUCACUUCGGUUUGUCCUGGAAGUUACUUAUACUGGCUAUACCUGUUUUUCAAAGAAUUUUUAAAGCCUAUAUUUAUAGUUUACAACUUAUGCAACUGUGUUGUUAUUCCCACAAGGGUGACUCCCACAAGGGAGAUUUUUAAUACAUAUUUAUGAAAACCCCAGUCAGAAUACAUUGCUUAUACUUGGAUAUCCAAAUAAUUGAUGUAUAUUUUCAGAGAUUUGUAUUAGAUUUCUCAACAGAGGGACUAUUGAGAUUCAUGCAUGUGUGUCUGUACAUACACACACAUAUGUAUACUUAAUUUAUACAUAUAUAUAUAAAUAUAGAUAAAACUAAUAUAUAUAAUUUAAAUGUGUGUGGUUCUAUAUUUAUACAUGGCAGUCUAUAUUCAUCAGCCUGGGCCUGUGCUGAUAACUCUCCUGAAGCUUCAGCCUUGACUUUUUUUCUAGUAGCAUUCAAAUGCCUCCUGCCUUGUCUGAACCAGAAUGUAUUGUGGGAAAAUGGGAGGUGGUGGUAGAUACCCUAACGCACCUUGCAUCUGGAUAUUUAUUUGCAUUCUUUUAAAAACUGUUUAUAUAUUUAGCCUGUAUGUCCUCCUCUGUCAUGUGGUACAGGGGAAAUGCAUAAUCUUGCAGAACACAGGUGAGACGUUUGGGACGUGUGAGAGAGGAGGUCCUGGCAGGUUCUGCAUUCCCAUGGAGACUGUCUCGGGCCAGGGAAGUGAAGUGUUUCUCCACAGUCUGUGGGGGUGAUGACUGACCUCCUUUAACCAGGGGAUCCCUGGAGCCCCCUGGGCAGAUCUGUUUGUGUUCAAACUGGUGCAGCUUUGCCUAUUGGUAUUUGAGGCUUUUCUGCAAUCUGAGCACCCGUCCCAAACUCAGAUACCCCAGGUUUUUGGAAGCUCCUAAAUGCAGUGGGACUGAUGUAUCGUUGAAAGCCUCCAGGGAUGUAGGUAAGCUCUGUCAAACCACAGGAGGGAAGUUCCCAAAAGCUUCCAGAGCCAGCACUGCUUCCAGGGCAUGUUGCUAAAUAAAACCAUAGUGCAGUCUUUCCUUGGCCAGCAAGGAAGCCGUCUGUUGGGAGUCAUUGGUAGGCGCCAACAGUAAUCAAGGAGAAGAAAUGGGGAAUAUUCCGGAAGUGUUUUGGGGCUGAAAACAAGAAAAGCUGCUUAAAUCACUGUGCAGUAUUUGUGGUUGCACUGCAGAGUGUGGAUUGCCACUUUUAGGUCAGGACCACAAGGAGAGAUUGAUGGGACCAAUUUGUCAGCCAGCCCAGAUGCUUGGGGCAGAGAUCCCCGCAGUAACCACAGAAGCAUAUUUAUGUCCAUCUACUUCCCUGAAGAAAGUGAGGCCCUAUAUGCUUAUUUUACAAUGCUGCUAUGAUGCUGUAGCAUGCAUAAAGUCU
Molecule: messenger RNA, 4243 nt
Organism: Gymnogyps californianus (California condor)
Lineage: Eukaryota; Metazoa; Chordata; Aves; Accipitriformes; Cathartidae
Gene: AFG1L
Product: AFG1 like ATPase
Exons: 13
Coding region: 1-1428 (475 amino acids)
Cellular component (GO): mitochondrion; cytoplasm
Molecular function (GO): ATP binding; ATP hydrolysis activity
Source: RefSeq, a predicted model, not a curated record